AGAGGAUCAUAUCUAAGUCUCAGGCCCAAACAGCAAAACACUCAAAGCUAUUCAAACCAUUAAGACUGAUUUGAAUCUAAAUAUGCAGAAAAUGCAUCCUGGACUUCAGUUAUUUUGAGGAAAUGUAGGCUGUUCCUUAGCCAGCGGCAGGCUUUUGCAGUCCCCUGAGGCAUGCUGGGAGAUUUGAGCAGAUUAACACUCCACUAUUCACAUACGGUGCCUACACGCGAGGGAUUGAAUUAAUGAAGGAUUUCCAUGGUUGUUGUCAAUCACAUGAUCCAGUCCUGAAAUAAUCAUCCACAUUAAAGUCAUGUGUGCAGACGUGAGUGUUGUAGUGGUGGGAUCUUGUAUGACUGAUUUAGUAAGUCAGGCACCGAGACUUCCCAAGGCUGGAGAGACGAUACACGGACACAAGUUCUUCAUUGGUUUCGGUGGUAAAGGGGCCAAUCAGUGUGUCCAAGCUGCACGAAUGGGGGCCAAGACCGCCAUGGUGUGCAAGGUCGGCAGAGACGUUUUUGGGAACGACUACAUUCAAAACUUCAAAAAUAAUGGCAUUUCCACUGCCUAUGUGGAACAAACUGAAAAUGCUGCGACCGGAGCUGCCUCUAUCAUCGUAAACGACACAGGGGAGAAUGCCAUAGUGAUUGUGGCUGGUGCUAAUAUGCUUCUGGGGCAAGAGGAGCUACAGCGGGCACGAUCUGCCAUAGUAAAUGCCAAGGUGCUUGUUUGCCAGCUUGAGAUCGACCCAGAUGCAUCACUGCAGGCCUUGAGAAUGGCCAAAGAGAACCACGUGAAGACCAUUUUUAAUCCAGCUCCCGCUAUUGCAGACCUGCAUACUGAUUUCUACAAAGCAUCUGAUGUUUUCUGCUGCAAUGAGUCUGAGGCCGAGCUGUUGACGGGUCUGUCCGUGUCCUCAGUGGAGGAUGCCAGUCGCGUGGGCCUGGAGCUGCUGCGCAGAGGUUGUGGUUCAGUCAUUGUCACCUUGGGGCCACAGGGCUGUGUGGUGUGUCAGUCCACAAACACGGCCCCUAAACACAUUCCCACCAGCGCGGCCACUGCUAUCGACACCACGGGAGCAGGCGACAGCUUCAUUGGUGCUCUGGCUUUCUACACAGCCCAAUAUCCCACAAUGCCGCUGGAAGAGAUGGCCAGGAGAGCCAACCUCGUGGCAGCAGUGUCUGUUCAGACGGUCGGCACUCAAACAUCUUUUCCAUUUCAGAAGGAUCUGCCGACUGAACUAUUCUGAAGGUGACACACCAAAGACAACAUCACUGCCAUUAAUCUGUGCACAGUGUCCACAGAAUUACUGUGUGUGUAAUAAACAAUACCAAGUA
Messenger RNA from Pimephales promelas (fathead minnow), 1334 nucleotides. The record is from RefSeq and is a predicted model, not a curated record. Lineage: Eukaryota; Metazoa; Chordata; Actinopteri; Cypriniformes; Leuciscidae.